Molecule: messenger RNA, 993 nt
Organism: Mytilus trossulus (common blue mussel)
Lineage: Eukaryota; Metazoa; Mollusca; Bivalvia; Mytilida; Mytilidae
Product: nipped-B-like protein B
Exons: 3
Coding region: 1-993 (330 amino acids)
Cellular component (GO): cornified envelope
Source: RefSeq, a predicted model, not a curated record
AUGGAUUACAAAACAGACAGACAGGCAGAAGCUAAAGACAACCAAUGGAUUACAGGACAGACAGUGGGAGAAGUCAACCAAUGGAUUACAGGACAGACAGAGGGAAAAGACAACCAAAGGAUUACAGGACAGACAGUAGCUAAAGACAACCAAUGGAUUACAGGACAGACAGAAGCUAAAGACAACCAAUGGAUUACAGGACAGACAGAAGCUAAAGACAACCAAUGGAUUACUGGACAGACAGAAGCUAACGACAACCAAUGGAUUACAGGACAGACAGAGGGAGAAGACAACCUAUGGAUUACAGGACAGACAGAAGACAGACAGAGGGAGAAGACAACCAAUGGAUUACAAGACAGACAGAAGCUAACGACAACCAAUAGAUUACAGGACAGACAGAGGGAGAAGACAACCAAUGAAUUACAGGACAGACAGAGGGAGAAGACAACCAAUGGAUUACAGGAUAGACAGAAGCUAACGACAACCAAUGGAUUACAGGACAGACAGAGGGAGAAGACAAGCAAUGGAUUACAAGACAGACAGAAGCUAACGACAACCAAUGGAUUACAGGACAGACAGAGGGAGAAGACAACCAAUGGAUUACAGGACAGACAGAGGGAGAAGACAAUCAAUAGAUUACAGGACAGACAGAGAGAGAAGACAACCAAUGGAGUACAGGAUAGACAAAGGAAAAAGACAACCAAUGGAUUACAGGACAGACAGAGGGAGAAGACAACCAAUAGAUUACAGGAUAUACAGAGGGAGAAGACAACCAAUGGAUUACAGGACAGACAGAGGGAGAAGACAGCCAAUAGAUUACAGGACAGACAGAGGGAGAAGACAACCAAUGGAUUACAGGAUAGACAAAGGGAAAAGACAACCAAUGGAUUACAGGACAGACAGAGGGAGAAGACAACUAAUAGAUUACAGGAUAGACAGAAGCUACAUGUAACGACAACCAAUGGAUUACAGGCUCUCCAAAAGCAAUUUUAA